AUGUACAAAUAUAUUUUCGCUAUUUUGGCUGUUAUGUUUGCAGUCUCCUCUGCCUGCUCCAACUCACCCUGGAAAACUGCUUCACCAUCAGUUGUCAAGUUACCAGCUGAUUUGUCAGCUGCUGAAUUGGCUUUCCACGAAGCCAAGAUGAUGGAAAUUGCUCAAUAUGCCAUCAACGAAACCUACCACAACAAUAAGAUUCCAAAUGCCAUCUUCACUGCUUCGAUCGUUCAUCCAAACGGUACCACUAUCUGUAUGGACAGAAACAGAGGUGAGGAUUCUUCCAUCAGACACGGUGAGACCCAAGUUAUCUUGGCCUGUUCCGAGAAGUUCAAGAAAAACACAUGGAAGGGAUACUACUUGUACACCACCGGUGAGUCAUGUCCAAUGUGUCAAGCUGCCAUCAUGUGGGCCGGUUUCGACAAGGUCAUCUACGGUACCUCUGUCAAGACUUUGUACUGUGAGCUCUGCAUGUCCCAAAUCUUGGUUGAAUCCAACUUCAUCAACGGUUACGGUUACGGUUUGAACGAUGCCGGUAAUGUUACUCUUGAGAUCAUCGGUGAAGUCCUCACCAAUGUCACCACCCCACAAGUCUUCAGAAACUGGUGUCCAGGUCAGGGUAACGAAACCUUCUGGACCAUCCACCCAAAGUGUAACAGCGAUUACUCACCAUCCUGUGUCAAUGGUUCUUCGAUCCUCUCUACCAACUUUGUUUUCACCUUCGUUGCCAUCAUGGUCAUCGCUAUCUCAAUGUUAUUUUAA
This is a messenger RNA of Heterostelium album PN500, 762 nucleotides long. RefSeq names its product nucleoside deaminase. Gene Ontology annotation, biological process: purine nucleoside catabolic process. The transcript has 2 exons. Bases 1 to 762 code for a protein of 253 amino acids. NCBI's taxonomy places the organism in Eukaryota, Evosea, Eumycetozoa, Acytosteliales, Acytosteliaceae. The record is from RefSeq and is a predicted model, not a curated record. Gene Ontology annotation, molecular function: guanosine deaminase activity.